This is a messenger RNA of Didymodactylos carnosus, 1013 nucleotides long. NCBI's taxonomy places the organism in Eukaryota, Metazoa, Rotifera, Eurotatoria, Philodinida, Philodinidae. The record is from the annotation of a GenBank genome assembly.
UAGGUUGCCAAAAAGUCGUAACCUACAGGGCUCUAACGCGAAUACGACUUAAGGAAACGUAUUUGAUCGAUAACACACAAGUUUUGAAGCAAAGAAUUUUCAUAAUCCUUGUAAUGACCUAUAAAUCUAUCGUUUGAUGAAACAAAGUAUACUGACAAAAUAUUUCGUGUGAUAUAUUAGUCGACGGUUCUGUCCGGCCUCUUUCUUUACUUUUCAACUUCUUAUGCAUGUUUUUUCACCUUCAUUUUCCUAGCAUUAGUUUUAUGGAACACAACUGGUACCAUUGUAGCUGGUCAAGGCGGUCAAGGUAAUGGUCCCAGUCAAUUAAACGAACCAGUUGGACUUUUCUUAACUUCUACUUCCACAUUAUAUAUAGCAGAAUAUGCUAAUCACCGAGUACAACGAUGUUAUCAAGGUUCAUCGAGUUGUACCACUGUGGCUGGUAGUUCUAGUGCUAUUAGUGGUUCUAGUCAAUCAUCUUUGUACCGACCGCUAAAUAUGUAUGUAACAACAAAUGAAACAAUUUAUAUAUCCGACUAUGGUAACAAUCGAGUUCAGAAAUGGGAUAGCGCAGCGUCAAGCGGUACCACAUUUACAACAGCGUCUAAUCUUCGAUUUAUUUGGUCAGAUCAAUCGGUCACAUAUUUGUACGUGACAGAUGCGACCAAUACUGUUGUUCGUCAAUAUUUAAUUAAUGGGGCCACUAGUCAGAUUGUUGCUGGUCAAACUGGAGGUGGUGGUCAGAUGGCAUUUCCAUAUGGAGUUUACUUUGAUUCAUUGUCAAAUCAACUAUAUGUAUCAGAUCAAAGUAAACAUGUAGUAAUUAAAUUUAAUUCAGGCAAUGUAACAGGAGAAUUUAUUGCCGGUACAGCAGGCACAUCUGGAGCACAAGCAAAUCAGUUAAAUGGUCCAACUGGUCUACGCCUUGAUCAAUAUGGAAAUUUAUAUGUAGCUGAUCGAUAUAAUAGUCGAAUUCAAUUGUUUUGUAACGGUUCUACCAAUGGAAUUACAAU